AUGACUGAGAGCUUGAUGACGUGCCGGCUAGCUCCUCAUGGUCGCGGGAACGCAACGAUAGAAGCAAGCUUCAACGGAAGGGACUGGGUAGAGGUAGCGGGGAGGUUCGAGUAUAGAGAGCGAUGCCUCAUCACGGGGGUGGAGCCUUCGCUCGGACUGAUGGGAGGGAUCACGAGUGUCACGUUGACAGGAGUCGGGUUGAAGGGCCUAGGCAAGAGCCGGUGCCGCAUCGGGAGCAGCUGGGGGUCAAGGCUACUGGAGGUUUCAGACGCGCUUGUGAUUUGCGGAGCACCAGAGGGCGGGUGGGGCUCUGUGAUGCCUCCGGGAGAUGUCGGAGAGGCAGAUGGCGGGCGUGUGAAAGGCCUCACGGUAGGUUUGAUGCUGGAAGGAGCUAGUCAGGAGGCGUGCGAAAUGAAGGAGGCAUACUUUCUGUACUCACCGCUGCGAAUAGACAGCGUUUCGCCUUCCAGCUUGGUACAAGGUCGUCAGACGGUAGUGACGGUGGUCGGACAGACUUUCGAUGAGGCCAGGAGGGUAGGAUGCAAGUACUCGGAAGCUGCUGGGGCAUCCUUGCAGAGCGGCGCAUCCUGGGAUACACAGGAAGGGACGGUGAUCACGUCGUCCAUGGCACUAUGCAAGAGUCCCCAGAUGUCCGGGAAGAGCGAAGACUUGUCACUCCAGGUCAGCUACGAUGGUGGACAGCUCUCGUCGAGCCGACUGUCGAUACGUUAUAUCCCAGAGCCGACGAUUACAAGGCUAGAGCCAAGCGCUGGGUCAAGCGCAGGCGGCCAGGUGAUCACGGUGAUUGGGAGCAACAUGAGAGCAUCCAGGUCGGGCACCUACUGCCUUUUCGGGAACCGAGGUCAGAUGCCAGCCUUGCAUGUCACGACCAGCUCGAUGGAGUGUGUUUCUGCUCGACAGAGUAGCCCGGCGAAUGUGUCGUUUGAGGUUUUGUUUACAGGGGUUGAGACUUUCACUCGGAGCCAGGUCACCUUUUUGUACAUGAAUGAUAGUACGCCCUUACUGAGGCCGAGCACCGGGCCUACGCGAGGAGGGAUAAGCAUCUCUGUGUACGGCAUCUUGCGAUUAGAAAGCACUUCUUUGUCAGUGACAUGUACCUUUGGUGAUCGUCGUGUCAGCGCAAUACUCCAGACGAGCUCGCACAAUCGUCUGCGUCCUAGCUCACAGCGAGGAGGAAGGCAGAGCGGGUUUCAUCUUCGCGAAGGGUCCCGCGAGCUAGGCUCAGGCGACAAGGGAGCAACUCUCAGCAAUGAUCAACUAUCAAUCGAGGUACACAACGAAGAGUCCAUAAUUACCCUGGUACCAAGCCAAGGGCCAGAUCGCGGAGGGACGGUAGUGCGGUUGUACGGAGCUGCGGAGUUCGACGAGAGAACUCGCAUCGUAUUUGGCCUGGAGGAGUGCAGGAUAAUAGAUGUCCAGGAUCAAGAGCUGUCGUGCCUGUCGCCAGGUCAUUUCCUUCCUGGAAAUGCGUCUUCAGCUCGAAUCAAGGUGACGGCAUACUCUUUGGGUAUCAUGAUAGGCUCCAGGACAUUCGAAUACCAGAGAGAGGCACAGGUGAUCGAUAUCAACCCCUCAUCUGGAGACUUGAGAGGAGGGACCUGGAUACAAGUCAUUGGUGCACACUUCAACAUGCAUACAAGCCUGUCUUGCCGUUUCUCGGCAUGGGGAGUAUCGGAGCGUGUCACAUACGCUUCUCAAGGUCGAGCUCGAUGGGAAACCUCGUCGUCGUUGCAAUGCUCGACUCCGGCAUGGCCUAAAGUAGGCCUCGUCACUGUUGACAUUAGCAACAACGGAGUGGACUACUCAGUGCAGAGCAGGGAGUUCUUGUACGAGCAAACGCCGACAGUCGUGAACGCCAUUGCUACUCGAGCGUUGACGAGCAAAAUCGGUGUGGCCAGCUUCCUUGUACAUGGGCUGCACUUCUCAAAGUCGCGGCACCUUCGAUGCGCUGGAAGCACAGCAGCGGCUGAGUUUCUGACAUCGUCUGCACUGCUCUGUGCGAUCCCACUCAAGCAGGAGGGAUACACUGCCAUCGAAGUCACCAACAAUGGCCAAGACUACAGCGCCGACGGCUUUGUGUACGAUUGGAGCACAGCAGACUCUGAUUUCGAAGGCGGGAUGAUGCUCACUCCUAGCCAUUGGCCAAGCGACGGAGGCACUGUUGUGCAGGUCAUGAACCUAAGGGUAGAGAGUACACAAGACGACAGCGUGACAUGCAGCUUUGAUGGGAGCGACACGCCAGGGACAGUGGUGGGGACGAGCCAAGUGAAGUGUGUCAGUCCAACUUUGAGGAAGAUGCCGGUAGAUAGGUUGAUAGGGGAGCUCGGGCAUCGCGUCCUGGUGGAGGUGAGGUGGGAGAGCAGGAACAAAACAAGAGUCGCAAGAUCUUAUUAUGCAUACCAUACACGAUUGCAAGUUCACGGAAUCUCACCAAGCUGCGGUCCAACGACAGGCUCAACCCAAGUCGCCGUCACAGGGUCCGGCUUCCUCGAGGUAGCCAGCCUCACCUGCCGCUUCGGCGCGAGUGUAGGAGAUGGUAGCCCAAGCUCCGGCGGUCUGGGCAGCUGGAGGGAGGUACCGGGGAAGUGGCGGUCGUCUACGCUUGUGGGCUGCUCAGCACCCGCAGCAUCCGGAGAGCAGACGAUGCAGGUCCAGCUCAGCAACAACGGGGUCGACUUCUCCUCCGCGAGCGCGACCUACACGUACGAGCGAGCCCCUACCGUCACAUCGCUGAGCCUCCUUGCCCUUGACGGGAGCUCUGGUCAGGUCGAGCAGGACCACGGACGCACGGUGCGGGUGAUCGGGAAGCACUUUGUCGCAAGCCCGCAGCUGAGGUGCAGCCUGCCGGGGGUCGCCAGAUACAUCUCUUCUUCCAUUGUUCUGUGCCACAUCUCUUCUAUUUCCGUCAAGAAUGUCACUGUGGAAAUCGCCAACGAUGGCGUGUCGUUCUCGGAUAGUAGCUUGUUCGUGUCGCUCACAAGUGCUGAGCCUGAGCUUUGUGAACUGGUUACGCUGACUCCUUCCAAAGGAUCGCAUUUCGGACAAUCAUUCACGUCCAAAAUCCUCUUCAUGAAUGUGCCCAUGCG
Molecule: messenger RNA, 3107 nt
Organism: Guillardia theta CCMP2712
Lineage: Eukaryota; Cryptophyceae; Pyrenomonadales; Geminigeraceae
Exons: 3
Biological process (GO): semaphorin-plexin signaling pathway
Molecular function (GO): semaphorin receptor activity
Source: RefSeq, a predicted model, not a curated record